UGCAUGUUGUCAAGGCACCGGGUGCGAAGGGGGCUCGCAGAGCGGUGUGUGCUACCGAGGAAGCCGGGUGCGCAGCGGCAGGAUGCGGGUGGCGAACGGGCUCUGGGCGGCGCUGGUCCUGAUUCUGCUCCCGGGCGGCAGCCGGGCCCUGCGGGAGGGGGAGUGCGAGGUGUGUGUUACAUUCCUGGGAAGGUUCUACCAGAGUCUAAAGGACAAGGAUGUUGAGUUCACACCAGCUAGUGUUGAAAAAGAACUCUUGAAAUCCUGCAAAGAAGCAAAAGGCAAAGAGAACCGACUGUGCUAUUACAUUGGAGCCACCAGUGAUGCAGCCACUAAAAUGGUUAAUGAGGUAUCAAAACCUCUGAGUCACCACAUCCCUGUGGAAAAGGUCUGUGAGAAACUGAAGAAGAAAGACAGCCAGAUCUGUGAGCUAAAAUACGACAAGCAGAUUGACCUGAGUACUGUGGAUCUGAAGAAAUUGAGAGUGAAAGAACUGAAGAAGAUCCUAGAUGACUGGGGUGAAACAUGCAAGGGCUGUGCAGAAAAAUCAGACUAUAUUCGCAAAAUCAAUGAACUGAUGCCUAAAUACGCACCAAAGGCAGCCAGUUCACGGACAGAUCUCUGACCAAUGUAGUGGCCUCUGUCAUACUAGCACCUCGUACGAACUACAUUAAUCUGUUUUGUUUCUUAUAAAGCCUUUUUUGUAACUUAUUUAACUGGGCUCCCAAGGCUGUCAGUUGGAGCUGGAGCAGUUGUGAAAUGCUCAUUCAACACCCCCAUUCUGUCAUGUCUCUAGUUUGUAUUUCUCUUGAUUCUGGUUUAGUUUAGGACAUCACAAUCUGUAUGGAAUUUUUUUAUUAAAGUAAGAAGAAAUCUCUUCUUUUUCUACAAAAUCUGGGUUGAAAGGAGUUCAGUAGAAAUCACAAAUAGGUACAGCUAUAGCUCAGCUGAACCUAGUCUACUAAAACUAGCAGCAGAGAUGUUCUGGUGCACACAUUUGAGCUGCUCUAGCCCUGUGGGCAUACACACUUCCCAGCUGCUGCAUAGCUGCAAUCAGACUUUGCUGGAGGCUGGUCACAGGGUGGGUGAGAGGUUUGGUGUGAUACAAGACCCUGCACAAGCUUCACUGUGAAUCAUACAUGCCAGUUAGGCUACAGACUGUGCCUCUUGUGCUGUGUCAGGGAAGGGCCAUGGGGAGGGGUGAGACCAGAUCCUGCAGCCUGGUCAGGCAAAUUUAUAUGCAGCUUUACCCUAGCCCUGUCUCCUGAGUCGUAGUUUGGUGAACUGGGGGAGUUCCUGGUCCAGUGCUGCGGGGGGGCAUGCGCACAGAGCAGCCGGGGCCCUGGUAGCAGGAUGCCUGGGGCGAAGCACCUCCUGCCAGGCGCGAUGGAGAUGGUCCCAUGCAGGAGCCAAGGCUACUCGCCUGAGGAACGUGCCUGGCCUCGAUCCCAUAGUGGCCUGGCACUGUUGGCUGAUCUCAAGUAGCAGGGGUCGCCCCACUCCUGCGGCAGGGGGCGCUGUGCGGGGCCGGGGCAGCGCCCGUUCUUCCCCUGCCUCGA
This is a messenger RNA of Chelonoidis abingdonii (Abingdon island giant tortoise), 1559 nucleotides long. It is a transcript of the gene MANF, whose product is annotated as mesencephalic astrocyte derived neurotrophic factor. The record is from RefSeq and is a predicted model, not a curated record. NCBI's taxonomy places the organism in Eukaryota, Metazoa, Chordata, Testudines, Testudinidae. Gene Ontology annotation, biological process: dopaminergic neuron differentiation; neuron projection development. Gene Ontology annotation, cellular component: endoplasmic reticulum.